GUGGUGCUGGACAGGACAUGUCGAGCUAUGUUGCGAUGGCGGCCGCGCGUGGUGCGAUGUGCUAUUCAAAGUCCACUGCCAGGGCUUAAGUUGAGAGCCGCAUCCCAGCAAGGUUUCGCUGCGCGUGUGUCUGAUGUCAAUGAUAUUCAAGCUUGCCCCCGGGAAACGCACAAGUCGAGCGCAUGGUGGGGCUUGCUGAUGUCGACCUGCGCUGACGAGUUUGCCAAGCGGGGCAUCCCCUAUUUCGUGUUGCAGAGUGAGAGGUUGUCCCAGGACUUCCACGGGUUUUUACUACGCAAAAAACUUCCGGCGGGUCCGGCCGGAGUGUCUGGGGUGCCCCCUGCAAUUUUUGAGGCAGCGGUGGCCUUUGUUUACGAGAAAUAUGGAAAGAAGUUGGCAUCGCUGCGCCGGGCCAAGGCCUUGGCGGACCUGCAGCGCCCGGAGUCAUGGUCGGCCUUUUCAGGUGCCCGCCAGUUACGGCGGCGCUGGUUUCUACACAUGGGAGCGACAAACUCGGGGAAGACGCACGAAGCCUUGAAACAUCUCUUCAACGCCCGGACCGGGAUCUACCUGGCGCCCUUGCGGCUGCUGGCGUGGGAAGUCUUCGAGCGCAUGCGCUCUGCGGGGCUGCAUUGCGCACUGCGCACGGGUCAGGAGCAGCUGGGCCCAGAUGACGCCUCUCAUGUGGCCUGCACCAUUGAAAUGGCGCCCCUUAAGGGAAGAACUUUGCGUGACCCAAGUGAGCCAAGUGUGUGGGAGGUGGCGGUGGUGGAUGAGGCCCAGCUGGUCAGUGACCCAAACCGAGGCGCCGCCUGGACCCGGGCGCUGUUGGGGCUCAAAGCCAUGGCGCUUCACCUUUGCGGGUCCCCGUCAGACGGCUUGGAGCAGCUCUUCCAGGCGAUGGCCACAGCCUGCGGGGACGCAUUGAAAGUGAGGCGCUUUGAACGUCUUGCGCCGCUUCUAUUUGACGAAGCGCCGGUGGAGCUUUCGUCUCUGCAGGCCGAGGACUGCUUAUUGUGCUUCAGCCGCGUGGAAGUCCUAGCGGCGAAAAAGCAGCUGGAAGGCUUGGGCUUCCGUGUGGCCGUGAUCUACGGAGGUCUGCCGCCAGAAGUGCGACAGCACCAGGCAAGGCUCUUCAACGCCCAAGAGGCCGAGGUUUUGGUCGCCUCCGACGCCAUCGGCCUGGGUCUGAAUUUGCGGAUUCGGCGAGUCAUCUUCGCGUCCUUCCAGAAGUUUGAUGGCGAGCAGCGGCGUUUUCUGUCGGCCUCGGAGCUGCGGCAGCUGGCGGGGCGCGCUGGCCGGGGCCGGCGCCCGGGGCACGUGGCAGCGGCGAAAAGCGCAGAGAGCGACGUGGCGCGGCUCCGGGACGCACUUGAGGCAUCUGUGGACGAGCGUCAGGGCACGGAGGUCCAAGCUGCAUUGUUGCCGCUGCCAGAACAUCUUGAAGCUUUCAGCCAGUGCUUGGAGAGGGACUUGGGAGCUUUGCCUUUCGCAGAACUUGUGGAACGGUUCCUGGCUGUUGCCGACGUUUCCCCACUCUACAUGCUGGCGCAGGCGAAGACUGUGAUUCGCUUAGCGCACUUUUUGGAAGACAUCCGCUUACAUCCCAGCGAGAAAUAUGUGUUCUGCCAAGCGCCGAUCAGCCCCGACAUGGCGGCAAUGACGGCGCUUCAUGGCUUCGCGCGGGACUUUGUGUCUGGAGCUGUUGUUUUUCCUGAUCUGGCCGGCGUGGAUGGCACGCACGGCAUGGACGGCGUGGACAUGGGAGAGAGCGAGUUGGCGCGGAAAGUUCUUGAGCUAGAGAAUCUGCACAAGGUGUGUGACACCUACCUCUGGCUAGCCUCAAGAUUCCCUUCAGCGUUUGUGGAUGCGCCAAUGGCAGAGAAGGUGCGACGCCAUGUGUCCCUGAAGAUCUCCAAAGCAUUGAGACCACGCUGAAAGCGGAAGCCGCCGUUUCUCAUUGUCUCUUGCUACGGCUGGUGAACUCGUGAAUUACACAGAGCGAGAGACCGAGAAAUGAUGAAGAGAGAUUGAAGAUGCAUGGAAUCAAGCCAUUCACUUCAUCUCUUCACACUCCCAAGUAGAACUGCAAGGCCCAUCUCGACCGAAU
Molecule: messenger RNA, 2110 nt
Organism: Effrenium voratum
Lineage: Eukaryota; Dinophyceae; Suessiales; Symbiodiniaceae
Source: the annotation of a GenBank genome assembly